This is a messenger RNA of Vitis riparia (riverbank grape), 2297 nucleotides long. Its product is annotated as labd-13Z-ene-9,15,16-triol synthase, chloroplastic-like. The transcript has 2 exons. The record is from RefSeq and is a predicted model, not a curated record. The coding region runs from base 59 to 1672 and encodes 537 amino acids. Gene Ontology annotation, molecular function: heme binding; iron ion binding; monooxygenase activity. NCBI's taxonomy places the organism in Eukaryota, Viridiplantae, Streptophyta, Magnoliopsida, Vitales, Vitaceae.
AUUUAUUCAAGCCACAGCUGUUUGAACUUUUCCUUCUGGGAGGUUCAAUUCCACGACCAUGAUAUCAUACCAUUUGAAUAAGGCUACAGAAACAAUUUGCAGUCUCUGGUCAUGGUGGUGGGCAGGUAGCAACAAGAAAUUAGAUGUAGUAGCUGGAGCAGUUCUCACAGUUUCUAUUGCUGUACUUGCAAUCUUAUGGUACUUACGUACAUCAAGGAAAGGAACAGCUCCAUGGCCGCCGGGUCCUCGUGGCUUGCCGGUUGUUGGAUAUCUCCCUUUUCUGGGCAGCAACCUUCAUCAUUCAUUUGCAGAAUUGGCUCAUCUCUAUGGCCCAAUCUUCAAGCUCUGGCUUGGAAACAAGCUUUGUGUUGUGUUGAGUUCCCCGUCCCUAGCAAAACAAGUGGUCCGCGACCAAGACAUCAUAUUCGCUAACCGUGAUCCGCCAGUUGCAGCAUUCGCCUACACAUAUGGUGGAAUCGAUAUUGCAUGGUCUCCCUAUGGCUCCUACUGGCGCAAUCUGCGAAAGGUGUUUGUGAGAGAAAUGCUGAGUAACACUAGCCUUGAAGCUUGUUACCCACUUCAAAGGUCCGAAGUCAGAAAGGCUAUUACCAAUGUGUAUUCCAAAAUUGGCACACCUACGGACAUUGGCCAAUUGUCGUUCCAAACUGUUGUUAAUGUCACGCUCAGUUCCUUGUGGGGCAACACCCCUGAAGCCCACAACGAUGGUAAAAUUGGAGCCGAGUUUCGGGAGGCGGCGUGUGAAAUCACUGAAUUGUUGGGAAAACCAAACAUCUCCGAUUUUUUCCCGACGCUUGCUGGGUUUGAUAUACAAGGGGUGGAGCGACAAAUGAAGAGAGCCUUCCUCUCGGCUGAACAGGUUAUCGAUUCCAUCAUCGAUCAAAAGAUGAAAAAAAGAACUGCUAAAGAAGAGGGGGCAUCUGACGACGGAGAAAAGAAGGAUUUUCUGCAGUUCCUCUUGGAUCUCAAGGAGAAGGAAGACACUGAAACACCGAUCACCAUGACACAAAUCAAGGCCUUGUUGAUGGACAUCUUGGUAGGCGGAACAGACACAACAGCCACAAUGGUCGAGUGGGUGAUGGCGGAGAUGAUUCGAAAUCCGGUGAUAAUGAAAAGGGCACAAGAAGAAUUAACAAAUGUCGUAGGGAUGGGCAACAUUGUGGAAGAGUCACAUCUGCCUAAAUUACAGUAUAUGGAUGCAGUUAUCAAGGAGUCACUCCGAUUACACCCAGCAGUCCCACUCCUGGUCCCCAAGUGUCCAAGCCAAGAUUGCACAGUGGGUGGGUACACUAUACCAAAAGGUACUAAGGUAUUUUUAAAUGUCUGGGCAAUACAUAGGGAUCCACAGAUUUGGGAUAGUCCUUCUGAGUUCAAGCCAGAGAGGUUCUUGAGUGAGCCUGGUAGAUGGGACUACACAGGCAACAAUUUCCAAUAUCUUCCAUUUGGAUCAGGGAGAAGAAUAUGCGCAGGGAUCCCUCUGGCAGAAAGAAUGACAAUAUACUUGUUGGCAUCACUCCUGCAUUCAUUCAAUUGGCAGUUGCCGGAAGGUGAAGACCUUGACCUCUCAGAGAAGUUUGGGAUUGUUCUAAAGAAGAGAACACCACUAGUUGCUAUCCCCACAAAAAGACUUUCCAGCUCAGAUCUCUAUCUUUAAUGGAAAGUGGUUCGAAUUGAAGGAAUAAAAUUGUUGUUUAUUUUGUAUCCGCUCAUCCAGUCUUGCAAGUCUCAAUGAAUAAGGUGCAUCUCUGAUAAAUUGAUCCACAGGGGUUUCACGUCCCUGUCUUGAAAUUAUAUUCUGAGGAGUGUUGAGUUUAGGUUAGGUUACGUCCUUUGCGUGCCCUUUUAAGCUCCUUUUAAGAUAUGGUUUGAGAUUUGAUGGGACCAUAGGUCUCUUUCAGAUAGGGUUUGAUAGAACUUAUUUCCUUAUCCCUGGGGUUGCAAAAAUAUUUUAUAUCAUCCUCCCACUAUUUUCUAGUAGAUUCAGAUGUACCGUCAAAAAAAGAUCAUGAUUCUUUAUCAAUCUGUGUUGUCUUGUUGUCACUGUGUCAUGUGUCAUGUGUCAUGUGUCAUGUGUCUCCCGGUAUAAUGGUGAGUGGCGUCAAUGAUCAUGGUGCUUUCAGUUGAGGUGGUAUAAGGGUCACACCUCUUUUAAUGACCCUGGCUAUUGGGCAUGGUCGUGCGUGGGAAGCUAGAAUUAAUCUUACAAUUUCUAUGGCUGUACUACAUUCUUAUGGCACUCACGGGCAUCUGCCCAGUUGAGAAAAGGAAUAGUCCCAUUG